Cuscuta campestris is the source of this 1456-nucleotide messenger RNA. The record is from the annotation of a GenBank genome assembly. NCBI's taxonomy places the organism in Eukaryota, Viridiplantae, Streptophyta, Magnoliopsida, Solanales, Convolvulaceae.
AUUAUUUUUUUUAAAUAUCAAAUACUCGUGUGAAACGGAGACCGGCGGGCGACGACUGAUCCGAUCGGCGAAUAGAACUCGAGAGUGGACGAGAACUGGGGAAGGGGAGAUCGAUUUCUAGACUCAAGAAAGGGAGAGGGGAUAUAGAGCAGAGGGGAAAUGGCAGAAGGAGCCGAUGAGGACUUGCCAAAGGAUGCAAAGGUGGUGAAGACCCUUCUGAAAUCAAUGGGUGUUGAUGAAUACGAACCACGUGUGGUGCACCAGUUCUUGGAGCUUAUGUACAGACACGCCGUUGACGUGUUGACAGAUGCACAGGUGUACUCAGAGCACGCCGGCAAGGCUGUGAUUGAUUCUGACGAUCUCAAGCUUGCGAUUCAAUCUAAAGUUAGUUUUAGCUUCUCACCACCCCCUCCUAGAGAGGUCCUGUUAGAGUUGGCUCGAAGCAGAAACAAGAUUCCUUUGCCAAAAUCAAUUUCAGGACACGGAAUCCCUCUCCCUCCAGAGCAGGAUACCCUCAUCAGCCCCAAUUAUCAACUCGCUUUCCCUGUGAACCAAACCGCUCAUCCGGUGGAAGAAACCGAGGACAACGAGGACGGUUCCGACCCUAAUCCCGCAUCCAACCAAAACCCAAACCUUUCCCAAGCCUGAACAGACACAACACCUGAGACUUCUCAGCGAGUGUCUUUUCCCCUUGGGGCUAAACGUCCAAGAUGACACGCUAAAUUGGUUAUUAUUCCUCUUUCAAGACCGGGGCAGACAGCGGUUACUGUUUAGCGGGCGAGGGUUAACUGAAGGGUCCCACCACAAGGGUGUCAGCGGCUGGCGGCUCGGUUGGGUGCAACAAGUUUAUUGUCAAAACCUGGUAUUUCCUGCACUUUCUCAAUGACCAUACAUGUAACUCAAGACGUUUUAAUAUGGUCUCAUGUAAUGCUAUAUUUAUUCAGCUUUGUAGUAGAUUGGGAUUAGUCAUGGUGGCAUUGGAAGAUGCUCUUGGCUUUAUGCAAUUCUAAAUGAUAGAAUAUGGUUUGUUUGGGUUACAAGAGAGAAAGCUCAAAUAGAAAGAUGGGUUGUUUGACAACUUCUGAAUGGGUAAGUGCUGAACCAGUAAGAGGUCUGAACCAUUAAGUGCUGAACCAGUAAGAGGUCUGAACCAUUAAGAGCUAGUAUAUUGCUUAACUAUUCAGAGGCAAAUGUCUGAUCAAUUCAGAUAAGAGGUUUUAACCAUUCAGACUCUGUAUAAUACUUAACCAUUCAGAGGCAAAUCUCUUAACCAUUCAGACAUCUGAACCAUUAAGAGGCUGAAACAAACAGUCUGAACCAUUAAGUGCUGAACCAUUCAGACAUCUGAACCAUUAAGAGGCUGAAACAAACAGCCCCUUAGUCGUGACAUAGCUUCUGUACAUGCAAGUGUUUUUAGAGAGUCCAUUGGGGUGCCCACUAAAUAUCUACCUCACUU